UGUGGCAACGGCCCGGAAGCGCGUAGUCACCUUGGUAACGUCGACAGAGAUCAGAUUAGCUAGUUACCCGCAGUCACAAAAGUUCAAAAGUUCUUGUCAGUGGCUUUUUUUCAACUUUACUCUUUCCUGUGUGCAGGUAUCAGUUCAUACUUUGUUGUUAAAGGCUGGGGACAGUUUUGCAAUGACUUCUCAACGGGAGCAAGGUGCACACUCACCCAGACUGGAGGCUGUGAUUCAGGUUGGUGUCAUGCUACAACAGCUGCUGUCUGAUGAGAAGUUGGAGGAGUCCCUGCUCAACUCGGAUGGCAGCUCAGGAGAGAGGAGUCUGACUCUCAGAGGUGAUGGACAGGAGUCCAGUGUCACGCCUACGCCUGUCUCCACCCGCAUCCGCCAGAUCAUCACCCGUAACCUGGCCGAGCAGCCAACAGGUGAGAGCUCUCAGGUCAGCGAGCCGGAGGAGAGCAGGGCCCUGAGGGAGCAGCUGUCUCCCGGCCAGAUGGACCGCGACCAGCCGCGAGUCAAACAGGGCAGUCUCACAGAAAGGCUUGAUCAGAUCAUGCAGGCAGCAGUGGACUCAGACCAGGACAGUGUAUCACCAGGAUCGCUGCAGAACAUGGAGAGAGCUUACAGGCAAAAGUUGCAGGUCUACCAGGAGGCCCAGAAGAGACAAGCCCAACUUGUUCAGAAGCUUCAAACCAAGGUUCUUCAGUACAAGAAGAGGUGUGGGGAACUAGAAGAGCAGGUGCUGGAGAAGACCUCGGAGUCUGAGAAGAUGAGAUUGUUGCUGCAGGCCCACCUGGACUCAGCCCAGCGUCAGCAGCGGACAGAGCAGGAGCUCAACAUGGCUGUCCAACAUAAGUCUGCUCAGCUGGAGGAGGAGCAGAAGAGGUGUGCCAGCCUCAGCCAAGUCAACUCCACGCUUCGGGAACAACUGGAGCAGGCAGGCACUGUCAACCACGGGCUAACGGAGAGCUUGUGGAAGGCUCGCGAAGACGUUGAGUUUUGCGAUAACCGUUUCCGCAGAGAGCAGGAGACGUGCGCCUCCCGGCUGAGUCGUGAACAGGCUCGUGUCAGAGCACUGUGGCGCCAGGCCGCUUCCCUGCGGAGCACUUUCACCCAGCUAAGGACUUUCACUGACAGGACUCUGUCUGAUAUGCGCGGGGAGUGUGUCGUUGCCAGCCGGCAGCUGCACGUUGCCUGCAUGAACCUAGAGGCCAAAGUCACACAGGAGAGCACCUCUAGUGGUGUGGAGAUGUCAGCACUGGAGAGGCAGCUGAAAGACAAGCUGAAAGAGGCCAUGCAGCUUCAGGGUCGUUGGGAUGCUGAGAAAGUUGAACUUAACUCCAGGGUCCUGGAGUUGACUGACUCGGUGAAACACCUCCGUAGCCAGAACAGCGAGAAAGAUGCCAGCCUCGACACCAUGCAGAUCAGUCUGGACAGGAUGGAGACGAGGAGAACCGAGGAUAAAGCAGAGAUGGAGGUCCUCCACACAGAGAUCCAGGCCCUCCAAAAGCUUUUAUUCCACAUUCACCAGCUGGUUGGCGGUGAGGGAGAUAGCAGCGGCUCUGAAAGUGUGUCCUCCUCACCUCGUCACGGUCGGUCUCCUCUGAGGAACACUACCCUGAUGGCUGUGCAGAGUGCUCUCUCCAAGCACCAGAAACAAACACAGGACCUGCGUGGCCGUCUGGAUGCCGCCCUGGAGCAAGUGGAUACGCUGCGUGAUCACCUGCAGGAGAGGGACACUGAGAGGAGAGAGUUGGAGCAGAAGAUCCACGAAGUAAAGAGAGAAAGUCAGGAGACUACAAAAGCUCUGGAGGAAAGCCGGAGAGACAGCAACAGAUAUCGCAGCUCAUUGGAGCUCAUUUCUAGUGAGAAGGGCAGCCUGGAGAAGCUGCUCUCAGGGCUGCAGCAGGAGGUGGACUCCCAGCGUGCCGAGCUGGAGGUACUGCGGGGCUCAUCACUGGAGCUCCAGAGACAGCGGGACCUCCUGAGGCAGCAGAGAGAGGAUCUGGAGAUGCAGCUGGCACGCCAGCGCACGGAGGCCCAAAGAGGCGAGAGGAGCCUGGAGGAGCUUGAAGGGAAGCACUCAGAUCUACGCAGGGAGCUUGUGACAGUGAAGGAGGCUCUGAGUCAAAUCACCCUGCAGAAGGAAGUCUUGGAGGAUGAUAAGGCCAGCCUCGCUCUGGCUCUCAGCAAGAUGGAGUCCCAGAGUGCUGCACAUGAGCGAGCGCUCACCAAACUGCAGAAUCAGGAGGCUGCCCUGAAAGAUUCUCUGGCCAAAAUGGCUGCCCUGAGCGAAGGCCUAGCCAAAGACAAGGUGGAACUCAAUCGUGUCCUGCUGCAGACAGAAGGUGAGAAGGCUGAGCUCGGUGAACGUAGACGGGAAGCUGAAAUGGAGCGGGCAGCAGCCAGAGAAGAGACGGCACGGGUGCAACAGGAGAUGAUGAAUCUGCUUGCUGAGAAACAAGCCCUGGAGAGCUCCCACGGCCACUUGCAGGACCUCUGCCAGAAGCUUGAAGCAGAGCUGAGCCUGCUGCAGAAGGAGAACGCUCAGGCCCUGGAGCAGCACUCCCAGGUCAACAGGCAGAUGCAGGCUGUGUCAGAGGAGCUGUGUGCGUGCAGGAAGGAGCUGGAGACACAGACCACAGCCCUAAAGAGAGCUACCCAUGACAGGGAGGAGCUAGCCAAGGACAAGGCUGCUCUGGAUGUCAAGCUAAACUCCGCUGACCGAAACGCCUGUGGUCUCACGCAGGAGCUGGUUGCACUUAGAGCAGAGAAGGAGUCCCUGGAGACGUCCCUGUAUGAGAGCCAGGAGCUUGCCUCGUCUCUGGAGGCAGAGCGCACCAGGAUGGAGGGGGAGAGGCGCAGCUUGCUCCUGGCUAACGAGGCCUUGACGCGUGAUGCCGCUCGGAUGCGUGUGGAUGCUGAACGCCAGUUUGCACAAGCUGCACAAGAGCAGAGUAAGAUGGAGGAGAAGCUGGCCCAGGUGGAGAGGAAUGCCCUGUUGACCCUGAACAACAAAGAGCAAAUGCACAGAGAGCAGCUAGAAGCUGAACGCAGACAAAAGGAGCAGCGGUGUGCGGAGCUGACGGUUCAGCGUAAACAGGCCGAGGAGCAGCUGCGUAGACAGUGUGAGGAGCUGCGUGUGCACAGCCAGAAGGAGCUGCAGCAGGUGCAUGAGGAGCUGGCCAGGCUGCAGCAGGACUUCAACGAAAGCCUCCUACAGGCUGAGAGUGAAAAGCAGCAGGCUUUGUCCCAGAAGGAGGCAGAGAAGGCUGCCCUCAUGGAGAAGCUAGCAACCCUGCAGCAUGACCUCGCCACAGCAGGCAUGGAGUUAGAGAGCAUGCAGAGGGAGGCACUGAGCAAACAGGAGCAGGAUAAGAAUGCAAUGGCCGUCCUUCAGUCUGAGCUGCAAGACUUGCGGACUCAAUUCGAGGAGUCUUUGAACUCCCAUGAGAACACAAAGAAGAGUCUAACUGAGCAGGUCAGAGAGUUGAACCAACAGAGAGAGCACGCACAACAGGAGUUUGUGGGCCUUCGUCGGCAGCUGCAGGAGGCAGAGAAUGGACUUAUCAAAGGGCAAAGGGAGCUGAUUGAGGCUCACAGGGAGCUCCAGGAGUGCGCUCAGGAUCGGGAUAAGCAACGAAAAGAAGCCCUGGACCUGAAAAGGCUCUUAGGUGAUGAAACCAGAGAGAAAGAGGCCAUCCAAGCUUCUAACCAGGAGCUGAGAGCUUUCAUCAAGAGAGCAGAGAGUGACAACAGCAGUUUAAGAAGAGUUGUGGAGGAGAAAGAGCAGAAAGUGGCCGUCUUAGAGGAAUGUAAGAGCUCGAUGAACCAAGAGGCAACUGUUCUACGGAGCAGCAUGAGAGAGCUGGAGAAGUCUCGCCUGCAGGUACGCAGAGAGCUGCAGGAGCUGCGCAGACAGGUGAAGGUCCUCGAAGGCGAAAACGGCCGGCAGAAACAGGAGCUGCAAGAGCUUCAGGCGCGGGUAUGUCAGGAAGAGCAGAAGGAGGAGGAGGCGCGUCUCGAGGCUUUCACUCUCAAGCAGAGAGUGCUGGAGUGCGAUGCUGGCAGAGAAGCAGCGCUGAAUGAGGUCGCAGGGCUGCAGCGCCGUGUGGUGGAACUGGAGACAUCGGAGCAUCAGAAGCGAGAGCUGCUGCAGGAAAGCGAGGCUUAUCAGCAGCAGUGCGAGCAGAGACACAGAGAAACCAGUGCCCAGCUGGAGGACGCACUAGAAGACGCCAAGAUCCAGGUGAAGGAACUCUCCCUGCAGGUUGGCCUCGCUGAAAGCAAGAUCCAGGCCUUGGAAGAGCAGCUGGGCCUGGCCGAGUCCAAACGCAGGGACCUGGAGCACAAGUUGGCGGGGUUGCGUUCAGCUCUGCGCUCCACUAUUGGCACUGGCCAUACAAGGCUUUCAGGCACGCCUGGGUCCCGUAGACGGUCUCCCUCUCCCUGGAGAAACCACGUGCAAGGAAAAGGGGGAGAGAGUGUGACAGACGGAUCCUUGUCUCGUGGUGAAGAUGAAGAGCUGGAUGUGGACUCAAUGCACACAGCUAUACGGGAACUCCAGCAGGAACUCAGGGAGACACAAAGAGACAGGGAUGGAGCCAAGGCUCAGAUAGUUAGUCUCAGUCAGCAGGUGACAGAGCUCCAAGGCUGCCAGGAUAAGUCAGCCACCCAGUUACUGCAACUACAGAAGUCUUUGAAACAAUCAGAGCAGGGGAAAAGCGAGAUGGCAGAGCGGUUGCACAAGGCACAUACGUCCCUUUCCCUGCAGGAAGAAGUAACACGUCAUAUGGAGAGGGAGAAGAGAAGCCUUGAGGAGGAGGUAGCUCAGUUCAGGAGUAAUCUGCAAGCUGCUGAGGCAGAGUCCAGAGAACUGCAAGACAAGUUGGAGCUCUCGCAGGGUUUAGAAGCUCGUGCAAAUGUAGAACAACGUAAGAUGAAGGAGUCCCUGGAAGCAGCAGAGAGCAGGGGGAGCCGUCUAGAGCUCUCCCAGCGCACCCUUGAGGGUGAGCUACAGAGAUCCCAGCUCAGGGCAGCUGAGUUGGAUGCAGAGGCAGGGGCCCUGCAGGAAAGACUGACAGAGCUGAGGAGGAAGCUGGGGGAGAGCGAGGACCGGUGUGCAGCACUGAGGGUCAGCGAGGAAAGGUUGGCCACAUCACUGGCUCGUGCCGAGCAGCACGAGAGCCAGCUGAGAGAGCAGAUCCACAAAUUGUCAAACACCAUCAGUGACAACAGGACCAUCAGCGGAGCCCUGCAAGAGCAGAUCGCACAGCUGCAGAGGGCUCUGACUGCCAGUGAGCAGGACCGCAGGAUGCUGCAGGAGCGUCUGGAUAAAACACGAGAUGCCCUUUCAGAGUGUAAACGGCUGACCCACAAGCUAACAGAGCAGAACCAGAACCUCCAAAGAGACGAAGAGGACUUGGAGAUUAAAUAUUCUGAGCUGGAGAAACAUAACAGGACACUGAAGGAGAGCCUAAAGCAACAGCAGGAAGCUGAACUGCAGGCCCAGGGGAGCUCCCAACAGCUGCAGCAAGAGAAGGAGGAACUCCAGGACAAGGUCACCAACCUUCAGAGCUCUUUGCAGAAGCUGCAGAGUGAGAGAGCAGAGAUGGAGAGGGUGCUGACACGCCUCGGUAAAGACAAGACAGCACUCAGAAGGACAUUGGAGAAGGUGGAGAUGGAGAGGCUGAGGAGGGAGGAGGAGGCAGCGGCGGCAGCCAGAGAGAAGGAGCAGCUGGGGCAGAGGGUCCGCGGCCUGGAGCAGGAGCUGGCUGAAAAGCAGGACGAAGUGCAGGCUGUGCAGGCCCAAAUCUCCCAGUUGGAGCACUGUCACACACAGCGCCUCCUGGAGGUGACAGCUCGCCAUCACCAGGAGUUGGAUUCAGAGACGGAUCGUCUCAGAGACAGUCAGCUCCAAGCAGAGAGAGCCUUGGAGACGAGGGAGAAGGCCCAUCGCCAGAGGGUCAAAUGCCUGGAAGAACAGCUGCUGACUCUGAAAGAGCAGCUCGAUCAGGAGACGAGAAGACGACAGGCCUAUUUCAAUCAGAUGCUGCAACCCGGUGUGUAGGCAGAGACCCCACAGUGACGUACAGUAUGUAGCACCUCUGGCUUCCUCAUUCAUGGCUCCUCUGGGCUGCUUCCCAUUACGUUACAAUCUGCGUUCACAUUUGGAAGCAUACACACACACACACCCACGAACACACUCCUGAGGCGUUCACUCCCACCCAUGCACAUGUGCACACCGGAUUACAUUAAUCUGCAGGAAAACUCAACAACAACAAACAACGAGUGUUUUGUUUAUGAGUGGACUGGAUGUGCCAAAUUGGAUUAAGGAUUUCCUCUGGCUCGCUGCGUCUGUUUAUGCUGAGUCUCUUUUUUCUGUUCUUUUCUUUUUUUUAGGAAACAAUGUGAUGAAAGGUUUCCUUAGUUGGUGCUUUUUUUCUGUUAAGAUUGUCCAUGUACUCAUUUGUCAUACUGAUCAUGUACCAAUUUUAUAUGUCAUAAUCACUGUGUGUGUUAUGAGAAAAAUAUCAAAAUAUUUACAGUAAUUGUUUGCAGGUUUGUUGCUGUGAUUUAUUAGCGUUUCAGGUCAUGUCAUAAAGAUACUAUAGUGUGACUCAUUUAUUUUAUUAUGUGUUUGACUCAAUCAAUGGUGCUGUGUGCAAAGGUUGCGAUUGUUUUGAAUAAACUGGGUGUAUCAGAGGACAAUUAUUCGGUUUUGUUUUGCGAAAGAUGUUGAGAUUUGAUAAUGAUGUUUAUUCUGCUGGCCACACAAUUUUGUUAUGGAAAAAAAAAGUUUCUCUGUGAACUUUGAGAAGGACAGCGCUGCCCUUUUUGUGGCAUGCGAGUUCUGGCGUUUGGUUCGCACCAUUAAAAGCCUUUUGUGGAUUUAGUGUUGUGGGUGAGAGAAUGACCUUCGCUCUCUGUUGCCAGUGCUGUCUUCAGUGUUUUCUUUCAAAGAUCAAUGCAGACUCCAAGGUCUGUGGGGAUCAUCAUUCCUUGAGAGUUUCACUGGUGAUCUCUCCUGUAAUCCCUCACAACCCUUAAAAUCUUUAACUAAUAUGUGGUUUUUCCCUCUGCUGAUUAGAAACCACAAAUAUGUUGUGUUCUCCACGCAUGCAUCCGCUGUGUGAUUAUCUCUUUCUUUGAAUUCACAACAGUGCACACACAUGUCCUCUCACUGUGUAACCUUGCAUGCCUUGGUAACUGUACAUAGUAGGAGUUUCACUGAAAGGGGAAAAUCUUGUCAGAGUUUCUUUAAAGCAGCCCUUUGAUUAUCAUAGAUCCGCCCAGUGGUUAUCCAGUUACCGGCCUCUUUUCAGCUAUUGGCUGGAAGGAGUUAAUUAUGCAAGGUAGUGAAUCCCUGUGGGGGAGGUGGGGCCAAAACUGAAAGAACUCCUUUGGCAGGCAGAAUAGAGCUUUUAUUGAGGAUAUUUCUAAGCUGACCAUCAGGGACCAAAUCGCUGGAUUGUUCAAAAAAAAAAAAAAAAAAAAAAAAAAAAAAAA
This is a messenger RNA of Larimichthys crocea (large yellow croaker), 7512 nucleotides long. RefSeq names its product ciliary rootlet coiled-coil, rootletin family member 2 (gene crocc2). The record is from RefSeq and is a predicted model, not a curated record. Lineage: Eukaryota; Metazoa; Chordata; Actinopteri; Sciaenidae. The transcript is spliced from 37 exons. The coding region runs from base 182 to 6073 and encodes 1963 amino acids.